Molecule: messenger RNA, 20161 nt
Organism: Orcinus orca (killer whale)
Lineage: Eukaryota; Metazoa; Chordata; Mammalia; Artiodactyla; Delphinidae
Gene: ANK3
Product: ankyrin 3
Exons: 44
Coding region: 482-13606 (4374 amino acids)
Biological process (GO): regulation of cardiac muscle contraction; signal transduction; protein localization to T-tubule
Cellular component (GO): T-tubule
Molecular function (GO): protein binding
Source: RefSeq, a predicted model, not a curated record
CUAGUGGUGAUGAAUAAAUUGCAGCCCUGUCUUUUUCCGAAGGAUUCUAAAACAGGUUUUCAGAAUUAGUGCUGGAUUUUUGCUCCUGCAUGUGUGAGGCUUUCGGAGAAGCCUCCUUUGCAGCAUUCCCCCUUCCGAGGAAUCACUUAGACACUUCCAGCUGGUGGCAGGGGACACAGCCAUAAUACAGCUUCCUCUGUCCCAGCUGUCUUUUUCACUACGCUAAAUGCAUUACGAUGGCUGCACUCUCGUGUAAGGGUUCAGGUAGAGGGAGGUGUAGGAUUAAGUCUGGAGACCGCCGUUGGGGUUUUUAAGGCUUCAGCUUCCCCAGCAUCUUGGCAUUUUGAAUGGCUUCCUGCUUCGGGUCCAAGGUUUCUCUCCACUGAUUGAAAUGCUGCUGGAAGCCUGAUUAAAGGUGCCUGAAGAUAUCACCUUCUACCAGGAAGCCCUGCGUGCUUGAGAGGAUCUUUUUCAAUGCAUUAUGGCUCAUGCAGCCUCACAAUUAAAGAAAAACAGGGAUUUAGAAAUCAAUGCUGAAGAAGAGACUGAGAAAAAAAGGAAACACCGCAAACGGUCCCGGGAUCGGAAGAAAAAGUCGGAUGCCAAUGCAAGUUACUUAAGAGCAGCUCGAGCCGGACACUUAGAAAAGGCCCUUGACUACAUAAAAAAUGGAGUCGACAUCAACAUUUGCAAUCAGAAUGGGUUGAAUGCUCUCCAUCUUGCUUCCAAAGAAGGCCAUGUAGAAGUUGUUUCUGAGCUGCUACAGAGAGAAGCCAACGUGGAUGCAGCUACAAAGAAAGGAAACACAGCGUUGCAUAUAGCGUCUUUGGCAGGGCAAGCAGAGGUAGUAAAGGUCUUGGUUACAAAUGGAGCCAAUGUCAAUGCCCAAUCCCAGAAUGGUUUCACACCAUUGUAUAUGGCGGCCCAGGAGAACCACCUGGAAGUUGUCAAGUUUCUCCUUGACAAUGGUGCAAGCCAGAGCCUGGCCACGGAGGAUGGCUUCACACCGUUGGCAGUAGCUUUGCAACAAGGUCACGAUCAAGUAGUGUCACUCCUGCUAGAAAACGACACGAAAGGAAAAGUGCGUCUUCCAGCUCUUCACAUCGCUGCCAGGAAAGAUGACACGAAAGCUGCCGCCCUGCUGCUGCAGAAUGACAACAAUGCAGAUGUAGAGUCGAAGAGUGGCUUCACUCCGCUCCACAUAGCUGCUCAUUAUGGAAAUAUCAACGUAGCCACGUUGCUGUUAAACCGAGCGGCAGCCGUGGACUUCACCGCGCGGAAUGACAUCACUCCUUUACAUGUUGCAUCAAAACGAGGAAACGCCAAUAUGGUAAAACUAUUGCUUGAUCGAGGAGCUAAAAUUGAUGCCAAAACAAGGGAUGGGCUGACGCCACUGCACUGUGGAGCGAGGAGUGGCCACGAGCAGGUGGUGGAGAUGCUGCUUGAUCGAGCUGCCCCCAUUCUCUCAAAAACCAAGAAUGGAUUGUCUCCACUGCACAUGGCUACACAGGGGGAUCAUUUAAACUGCGUCCAGCUUCUCCUCCAGCAUAACGUGCCUGUGGACGACGUCACCAAUGACUACCUGACUGCCCUGCACGUGGCUGCCCACUGUGGCCAUUACAAAGUCGCCAAGGUUCUCUUGGACAAGAAGGCUAACCCCAACGCCAAAGCCCUGAAUGGCUUUACCCCUCUCCACAUCGCCUGCAAGAAGAAUCGAAUUAAAGUAAUGGAACUCCUUCUGAAACAUGGUGCGUCCAUCCAAGCCGUAACCGAGUCGGGCCUUACCCCAAUCCAUGUUGCUGCCUUCAUGGGGCAUGUAAAUAUCGUGUCACAACUAAUGCAUCAUGGAGCCUCACCAAAUACCACCAACGUGAGAGGAGAAACAGCGCUGCACAUGGCAGCUCGGUCCGGCCAGGCCGAAGUCGUGCGGUAUCUGGUGCAAGACGGCGCUCAGGUAGAAGCUAAAGCUAAGGAUGACCAAACCCCACUCCACAUUUCUGCGCGAUUGGGGAAAGCAGAUAUAGUACAACAGCUGUUACAGCAAGGAGCAUCUCCAAAUGCAGCCACGACUUCUGGGUACACCCCACUCCACCUUGCAGCCCGAGAGGGGCAUGAGGACGUAGCCGCCUUCCUUUUGGAUCAUGGCGCAUCUUUAUCUAUAACAACAAAGAAAGGAUUUACUCCCCUUCAUGUGGCAGCAAAGUACGGGAAGCUUGAAGUAGCCAGUCUCCUGCUACAGAAAAGUGCAUCUCCGGAUGCUGCUGGGAAGAGCGGGCUAACUCCACUGCAUGUAGCUGCACAUUACGAUAAUCAGAAAGUGGCCCUUCUGCUUCUGGACCAAGGAGCCUCACCCCACGCGGCUGCAAAGAAUGGUUAUACACCACUGCACAUUGCUGCCAAAAAGAACCAGAUGGACAUAGCGACAACUCUGCUGGAAUAUGGUGCUGAUGCAAACGCAGUUACCCGGCAAGGAAUUGCUUCUGUCCAUCUUGCAGCUCAGGAAGGACAUGUGGACAUGGUGUCACUGCUCCUCAGCAGGAAUGCUAACGUGAACCUGAGCAAUAAGAGUGGCCUGACCCCACUCCAUCUGGCUGCUCAAGAAGACAGAGUGAAUGUGGCCGAAGUCCUAGUAAACCAGGGGGCACACGUGGACGUCCAGACAAAGAUGGGAUACACACCGCUACAUGUGGGCUGCCACUAUGGAAACAUCAAGAUUGUUAACUUCCUGCUCCAGCAUUCUGCAAAAGUGAAUGCCAAAACAAAGAAUGGGUAUACGCCGUUACACCAAGCAGCUCAACAGGGACACACGCAUAUAAUCAAUGUCUUGCUUCAGAACAAUGCCUCCCCCAAUGAACUCACUGUGAAUGGGAACACUGCCCUGGCCAUUGCCCGGAGGCUUGGCUACAUCUCAGUGGUGGACACCCUGAAGGUGGUAACUGAAGAGACUGUGACCACAACUACUGUCAUAGAGAAGCACAAAAUGAAUGUUCCAGAAACGAUGAAUGAAGUUCUUGACAUGUCUGAUGAUGAAGUUCGUAAAGCCAACGCCCCUGAGAUGCUCAGUGAUGGCGAAUAUAUCUCAGAUGUUGAAGAAGGUGAAGAUGCAAUGACAGGCGACACGGACAAGUAUCUUGGGCCACAAGACCUUAAGGAAUUGGGCGAUGAUUCUCUGCCCGCAGAGGGCUACAUGGGCUUUAGUCUGGGGGCCCGCUCUGCCAGCCUCCGCUCCUUCAGUUCGGAUAGGUCUUACACCUUGAACAGAAGCUCCUUCGCGCGGGACAGCAUGACGAUUGAAGAACUCCUGGUGCCGUCCAAAGAGCAGCAUCUAACAUUCACAAGAGAAUUUGAUUCAGAUUCUCUUAGACAUUACAGCUGGGCUGCAGACACCUUGGACAAUGUCAAUCUUGUCUCAAGUCCUGUUCAUUCUGGGUUUCUGGUUAGCUUUAUGGUGGAUGCAAGAGGCGGCUCCAUGAGGGGAAGCCGGCACCACGGGAUGAGAAUCAUCAUUCCUCCUCGCAAGUGCACUGCCCCCACCCGUAUCACCUGCCGUUUGGUAAAGAGACAUAAACUGGCCAACCCACCCCCCAUGGUGGAAGGAGAGGGAUUAGCCAGUAGGCUGGUAGAAAUGGGUCCUGCAGGGGCACAAUUUUUAGGCCCUGUCAUAGUGGAAAUCCCUCACUUUGGGUCUAUGAGAGGAAAAGAGAGAGAACUCAUUGUUCUUCGAAGUGAAAAUGGUGAAACAUGGAAGGAGCAUCAAUUUGACAGUAAAAAUGAAGAUUUAACCGAAUUACUUAAUGGCAUGGAUGAAGAACUUGAUAGCCCAGAAGAGUUAGGGAAAAAGCGUAUCUGCAGGAUUAUCACUAAGGAUUUCCCCCAGUACUUCGCAGUGGUUUCACGGAUUAAGCAGGAAAGCAAUCAGAUUGGUCCUGAAGGUGGAAUUCUGAGCAGUACCACCGUGCCCCUCGUCCAAGCUUCUUUCCCCGAGGGUGCUUUAACCAAAAGAAUUCGAGUGGGCCUCCAGGCCCAGCCUGUUCCAGAUGAAACUGUGAAAAAGAUUCUUGGAAACAAAGCAACAUUUAGCCCAAUUGUCACUGUGGAACCCAGAAGAAGGAAAUUCCAUAAGCCUAUCACAAUGACCAUUCCAGUGCCCCCGGCCUCCGGAGAAGGUGUCUCCAAUGGGUACAAGGGAGACACCACACCCAAUCUGCGCCUUCUCUGUAGCAUUACAGGGGGCACAUCGCCUGCUCAGUGGGAAGACAUCACAGGAACUACUCCUUUGACGUUUAUAAAGGAUUGUGUCUCUUUUACAACCAAUGUUUCUGCCAGAUUUUGGCUUGCAGACUGCCAUCAAGUUUUAGAAACUGUGGGGUUAGCCACACAACUGUACAGAGAAUUAAUAUGUGUUCCAUAUAUGGCCAAGUUUGUUGUUUUUGCCAAAAUGAAUGAUCCUGUAGAAUCCUCUCUGCGAUGUUUCUGCAUGACAGAUGAUAAAGUGGACAAAACUUUAGAGCAGCAAGAGAAUUUUGAGGAAGUUGCAAGAAGCAAAGAUAUUGAGGUUCUGGAAGGAAAGCCUAUUUAUGUUGAUUGUUAUGGAAACCUGGCCGCACUUACCAAAGGAGGACAGCAACUUGUUUUUAACUUUUAUGCUUUCAAAGAAAAUAGACUGCCAUUCUCCAUCAAGAUUAGAGACACCAGCCAAGAGCCCUGCGGUCGUCUGUCUUUUCUGAAAGAACCAAAGACAACAAAAGGACUGCCUCAAACAGCUGUUUGCAACUUAAACAUCACUCUGCCCGCACAUAAAAAGGAGACAGAGUCAGAUCAAGAGGAUGAGAACGAGAAAACGGAUAGACGACAGAGCUUUGCAUCGUUGGCUUUACGUAAGCGCUACAGCUACUUGACUGAGCCUGGAAUGAAAACAGUUGAACGGAGCGCAGGACCAACGAGAUCCCUCCCCACCACUUACUCAUACAAGCCAUUCUUUUCUGCAAGAGCAUACCAGUCCUGCACAGCAGCUCCGAUGACAGUGCCCGGGCCGGCCACGUCAGGCUUCACUUCCUUAUCAAGUUCCUCCUCUAAUACGCCAUCAGCUUCUCCAUUAAAAUCAAUAUGGUCUGUUUCGACUCCUUCUCCAAUCAAAUCCACGUUAGGCGCAUCAACUACAUCUUCGGUUAAAUCCAUUAGUGAUGUGGCAUCUCCAAUUAGAUCCUUUCGGACAAUUUCUUCGCCAAUAAAAACAGUGGUGUCACAGUCUCCAUACAAUAUCCAAGUUUCCUCUGGUACCCUGGUUAGAGCUCCCACAGUCACGGAGGCCUCGCCUUUAAAGGGGCUGGCAUCCAAUUCUACGUUUUCCUCUCGAACGUCCCCGGUGACUACAGCAGGAUCUCUUUUGGAGAGGUCGUCCAUUACCAUGACACCCCCUGCUUCCCCCAAAUCAAACAUUAAUAUGUAUUCCUCGAGUCUGCCAUUUAAGUCAAUUAUCACAUCCACAGCACCGCUAAUAUCUUCACCUUUAAUGUCAGUGGUGUCUCCAGCUAAAUCAACAGCUGAUAUCAUUUCAUCAGCUAAAGUUACGAUGGCCUCUUCUCUCUCAUCACCCGUGAAACAGAUGCCUGGACACGCAGAGGUAGCAUUAGUCAACGGAUCUAUUUCCCCUCUGAAAUACCCAUCAUCUUCAACUUUAAUUAACGGAUGCAAAGCCACUGCCACGUUACAGGAAAAAAUUGCUACAGCUACACACUCUGUGAGCUCUGUGGUUAAUGGAGCCACUGACGCAGUUGAGAAAGUGUUCCCGACCACCACAGCAAUGCCGUUUUCCCCACUCAGGUCAUAUGUUUCUCCAGCACCAUCAGCUUUUCAGUCUCUAAGAACUCCUUCUGCAAGUGCACUCUAUACAUCCCUCGGGUCGUCGAUAUCUGCAACUACCUCAUCUGUAACUUCAUCAGUAAUAACAGUGCCAGUAUACUCUGUAGUCAAUGUUUUGCCGGAACCAGCAUUAAAGAAACUUCCAGACUCUAAUUCACUUACAAAAUCAGCAGCAGCCUUGCUGUCGCCCAUUAAAACAUUGACUACGGAGACACUUCCUCAGCCCCAUUUCAAUCGAACUUCAUCUCCAGUUAAGUCAUCUUUGUUCCUUGCACCAUCUGCCCUCAAGCUGUCUACGCCAUCUUCUCUGUCUUCCAGUCAGGAGAUACUAAAAGACGUGGCUGAAAUGAAGGAGGACCUAAUGCGGAUGACUGCAAUACUCCAAACAGACGUGCCUGAGGAGAAGCCAUUCCAACCUGAGCUCCCCAAAGAAGGGAGAAUCGACGACGAAGAACCUUUCAAAAUUGUCGAGAAAGUGAAGGAAGACUUAGUGAAAGUUAGUGAAAUCCUUAAAAAGGAUGUCUGUGUGGAUAACAAGGGACCAUCCAAAUCACCAAAGAGUGACAACGGACAUUCUCCCGAAGACGACUGGACAGAAUUCAGUUCAGAAGAAAUAAGAGAGGCAAGACAACAGGCUGCUGCGAGCCAUUCUCCAUCUCCGCCAGAGAGAGCGCAAGUUAAGGCAAAGGCUGCCUCUGACAAGGAUUAUAACUUGACCCAAGUUAUCGAUUACCUAACAAAUGAUAUCGGGAGUAGUUCACUGACGAACUUCAAGUACAAGUUUGAGGAUGCCAAGAAGGAUGGUGAAGAGAGACAGAAACGAAUUUUAAAACCAGCAAUCGCCCUGCAGGAACACAAACUCAAAAUGCCUCCAGCCUCCAUGAGGUCUUCCACCUCCGAGAAGGAGUUAUGUAAGAUGGCCGAUUCCUUCUUUGGAACAGAUACUAUUUUAGAGUCUCCAGAUGACUUUUCUCAACAUGACCAAGAUAAAAGUCCCUUGUCUGACAGUGGCUUUGAAACAAGAAGUGAGAAAACACCUUCAGCCCCACAAAGCGCUGAAAGCACUGGUCCCAAACCACUUUUUCAGGAAGUCCCCAUCCCUCCGGUCAUUACAGAAACGAGAACUGAAGUGGUUCAUGUUAUCAGGAGCUAUGAGCCCUCAGCUGGAGAGGCUCCCCCGUCCCAACCAGAGGAGCCCAUGUCACCCAAACCGUCACCUACGUUUAUGGAGCUGGAACCAAAGCCCACCGCUUCUAGUAUUAAAGAAAAAGUCAAAGCGUUUCAAAUGAAAACCAGUAGCGAAGAAGACGACCACAGUCACGUUCUGGGCAAAGGCAUGCGUGUUAAAGAAGAGACUCACAUAACCACGACCACCAGAAUGGUUUAUCAUUCUCCACCAGGCAGUGAAGGCGCCUCUGAGAGAAUUGAAGAAACCAUGUCAGUCCACGACAUCAUGAAGGCCUUUCAGUCCGGGCGAGACCCUUCCAAAGAGCUGGCAGGUCUGUUUGAACAUAAGUCGGCAGUGUCCCCAGACGUUCACAAGUCUGCUGCUGAAACCUCAGCCCAGCACGCAGAGAAGGACAACCAAAUGAAACCCAAACUGGAGCGUAUAAUAGAAGUCCACAUCGAAAAAGGUAACCAAGCUGAGCCCACUGAAGUCAUUAUUAGAGAAACCAAAAAGCAUCCCGAAAAGGAAAUGUAUGUAUAUCAGAAAGACUUAUCCGGGGGAGAUAUUAACCUAAAAGAUUUUCUGCCAGAAAAACACGAUGCUUUUCCUUGUUCAGAGGAACAGGGUCAGCAAGAAGAAGAAGAACUCACUGCUGAAGAGUCGUUGCCUUCUUAUCUGGAGUCUUCCAGAGUAAACACUCCCGUGUCCCAAGAAGAAGAUAGUCGCCCUAGUUCUGCUCAGCUCAUAUCUGAUGACUCUUAUAAAACACUGAAGCUUUGGAGUCAGCACUCAAUAGAAUACCAUGACGAUGAGUUGUCAGAACUAAGAGGGGAAUCUUACAGGUUUGCUGAGAAAAUGCUUCUGUCAGAAAAGCUAGAUGUGUCUCAUUCUGAUACCGAGGAAUCAGUUACAGACCAUGCGGGACCCCCUAGCUCAGAGUUACAGGGGUCUGAUAAGCGGGCCAGAGAAAAAGUAGUCACUGCCCCCAAAAAAGAAAUUCUCUCCAAAAUCUAUAAAGAUGUGUCUGAAAAUGGUGUAGGUAAAGUGUCUAAGGAUGAGCAUUUUGAUAAAGUGACAGUGUUGCACUAUUCUGGCGAUGUUAGUAGUCCAAAACAUGCCAUGUGGAUGCGCUUUGCUGAGGACAGAUUAGACAGAGGUAGAGAGAAGUUGAUAUACGAAGAUAGGGUGGACAGGACCGUGAAGGAAGCUGAAGAAAAACUGACUGAAGUGUCACAGUUUUUUCGUGACAGAACCGAAAAGCUCAAUGAUGAACUGCAGUCCCCAGAGAAAAAGCCACACCCUAGGAAUGGCAAAGAAUACUCAUCUCAAAGCUCUACCGGUAGCAGCCCUGAGAAAGCACUGCUGACAGAACUGCUGGCCAACAGUGACGAGUGGGUCAAGGCGAGGCAGCGUGGCUGUGACAGACAAGGCUUCCCCAGAGCCGACGAGAAGGACGCAGUCAGUCUGCCCAGCAGCCCGGAGGUGGUUCCUUCCCAACAGACUGAGGAUAGCAAGUCCACGGAGGAAGGCAAAGGAAGUCGUUCACAGAGCAAAGAAUCAGAAGGGCCCCAGUCUGGGUUUCAGCUCAAACAAUCGAAACUCAGUUCCAUUAGAUUAAAAUUUGAACAAGGCGCGCAGGCCAAAAGUAAGGACGUUUCUCAAGAAGACACAAAGCCGGAUGGCCAAUCCAGAAUCCCAGUUAAAAAAAUCCAGGAGAGCAAGCUACCUGUCUACCAAGUGUUCGCUAGAGAGAAACAGCAGAAGGCCAUAGACCCUUUGGAUGAAAGUGUCCCUAUGCAAAAAGAUCUUACAGUAUUCAGAGCUAAAGAUGAGCAUGUCCAGAGCCAUGAAACGGUUGUAAAUGAUUUUGGCUCUGAUGAUGUGAAAAAACAGAGAACUGAAAUCUCAAGUAAAGCAAUGCCUGACUAUUUUUCUGAGCAACAGCCUAAGGACUUGGCAUGUCACGUAACCGCAGAAUUAGCAACCAAGGGACCAUGGGACAAAAAGGUCUUUAGAACGUGGGAAAGUCCUGGAGCCACUAACAAUAAGUCGCAGAAAGAGAAACUUUCGCAUGUACUUGUUCAUGAUGUAAGAGAGAAUCACGUUGGUCACCCUGAGAGUAAAACUGUUGAUCAGAGGGAUGAAUUUCUGUCUGUGACUGAGAGAGAACACAAAUUGUUAACAAAUGGCUCUCUCUCAGAAAUUAAGGAAAUGACUGUAAAAUCUCCCUCCAAAAAAGUCUUAUACAGGGAAUACGGUGUUAAAGACGGGGAACAUCCAGGUGGAUCUCUUGACCAACCUUCCAGGAGAAGUGAGAGCUCGGCAGUGUCGCACAUCCCAGUCAGGGCUGCGGAGGAAAGGAGAACGCCGUCUUCUGACAUUCCCGAUGGUUUUUGCAAGCAGUCGACAUUUCCAAAACAUGAACUAUCACAAAAGUUAUCCCACUCAAGUAUGAGUAAAGAGACAGCUGAGAUACAGCACUUUAAUGCUACAGAAGAUGAAAAAGUUACCUAUUCAGAAAUCAGCAAAGUUUCCAAACGUCAGAGUUACGUAGGCUUAUGCCCGCCUCUCGAUGAAACCGAGCUCUCCCCGACCAAGUCUCCUGAUUCUCUAGAGUUUAGCCCAGGAAAGGAAUCGCCCUCUAGUGAUGUACUCGACCACAGUCCCAUUGAUGGAUUGGAAAAAGUUGCACCACUGGCCCAGACGGAGGGAGGGAAAGAGAUAAAAACUUUACCUGUUUAUGUCAGUUUUGUACAGGUGGGGAAGCAGUAUGAAAAGGAGAUACAACAAGGAGGUGUAAAAAAAAUCAUAAGUCAGGAAUGUAAGACGGUACAAGAGACCAGGGGGACCUUUUAUACAACUAGACAGCAAAAGCAACCCCCUUCUCCCCAGGCUAGUCCCGAAGAUGAUACUCUAGAGCAAGUGUCCUUUCUAGACAGCUCUGGGAAAAGCCCUUUAACCCCAGAGACGCCCAGUUCAGAGGAAGUGAGUUAUGAAUUUACAUCUAAGACACCCGACUCGCUUAUAGCUUAUAUACCAGGCAAACCCAGCCCAAUUCCCGAGGUUUCGGAGGAAUCUGAGGAGGAGGGACAGGCCAGGUCAGCCUCCUUACAGCAGACUGCAGUGGAGGAGACGGCAGCAGUCGGGCGCCACACGCCUAGCAGUGUGAGCACAGACUCUAACCAAAGACUCAGAGCUAACAGGGUUGCCUACAUUGAAUUUCCCCCUCCUCCACCGCUGGAUGCAGACCAGAUGGAGUCCGAUAAGAAACAUCCUUAUCUCCCUGAAAGAGAGGUUGACAUGAUUGAAGUCAGUCUGCAAGACGAGCAUGACAAGUACCGGCUGGCGGAACCAGUCAUCAGGGUGCAGCCACCUUCCCCAGUUCCUCCUGGGGCGGACAUCAGUGACUCCAGCGAUGACGAAUCCCUUUAUCAACCAGUCCCGGUCAAAAAAUACACCUUCAAGUUAAAAGAGGUCGACGACGAACAAAAAGAAGUGACAAAAUCCAAAGCCUCCGCUGAAAAGGCUUCCACCCAGAAAGAAUCAGAAAUGAAUGGAUCUGGAAAAGAUACUGAAUUUGGCCUUGGCCUUGAUUCACCUCAGAAUGAAACGGCCCAGAAUGGGAACAACGACCAGUCCAUCACAGAGUGUUCCAUUGCCACCACGGCAGAGUUUUCUCACGAUACAGAUGCCACAGAGAUCGACUCUCUGGACGGCUACGACCUGCAAGAUGAAGAUGACGGCUUGACAGAGAGUGAUUCUAAAUUCCCAAGUCAAACCCUGGAGCUGAAGAAAGAUGUCUGGAACACGGAGGGCAUUCUGAAGCCAGCUGAUCGCUCCUUUAGCCAAAGCAAGUUGGAAGUUAUCCAGGAGGAGGAGGGAAGGGUGGGGCCAGAUGAAGAGAAGCCACCUUCCAAAAGCCCUUCAUCUGAAAAGACUCCCGCUAAGACUGAUCAGAAGUCGGGGGCCCAGUUUUUCACACUAGAAGGCAGACAUCCUGACAGAUCAGUGUUUCCUGAUACUUAUUUCAGUUACAAAGUAGAUGAAGAAUUUGCCACUCCUUUUAAGACAGUAGCUACCAAAGGUCUAGAUUUUGACCCCUGGUCUAAUAACCGAGGGGAUGAUGACGUUUAUGACAGUAAAUCACGGGAAGACGAAACUAAGCCAUUUGGUCUGGCUGUGGAAGACCGCUCUCCAGCCACCACCCCUGAUACAACGCCAGCCCGAACGCCAACUGACGAAAGUACCCCUACUAGUGAGCCUAACCCCUUCCCAUUUCAUGAAGGAAAAAUGUUUGAGAUGACUCGCAGUGGUGCAAUUGACAUGAGCAAGAGGGAUUUUGUGGAAGAGAGGCUCCAAUUUUUCCAGAUUGGUGAGCAUACUUCUGAAGGGAAGUCAGGGGACCCGGGGGAAGGGGAUAAAAGUACAGUCACUGCCAUACCACAGCCACAGGCAGGGGACACCACUGUAGAAACCAAUCUAGAGGGAAAUGUAGAGGCACCUACAGUGGAACCUAACCCCAGCAUCCCGACCAGCGGAGAGUGUCAGGAAGGCACAUCCGGUAGCGGCUCCCAGGAGAAAGCAGCAGCAGCGGCCACUAACACCUCUAAACUUGACCCCAAGUUGCGCACGCCUAUAAAGAUGGGAAUUUCUGCGUCCACCAUGACCUUGAAGAAAGAAGGCCCUGGAGAAGUGACAGAUAAGAUAGAAGCUGUGAUGACCAGUGGUCAGGGAUUAGAGAAUGAACCUGUAACAGUGAUUUCAAAUACAGCCGAUAGCCACAUGGGCGUUAGGCCCCAAGAAAAACAUGAUUUUCAAAAAGAUAACUUUAAUAACAACAACAAUUUGGAUUCUUCCACUAUACAGACAGAUAACAUUACAAGUCACGUAGUUCUGACAGAACAUUCUGCACCCACUUGUACCACAGAGAGAGCUAAUCCAGUGAAAAGCUCAUCAGGAAAAAGGACAGGGGUACUGCAAGGACACUGUGUGAGAGAGAAACAGAAAGUUCUCGGAGAGCAGCAAAAGACAAAGGAAUCAAUAGGGAUUAGGCGAAAAUCCAAACUUCCCAUAAAGGCCACUUCACCAAAAGAUCUCUUCCCACCAGAUCAUAUGCCAAACAUUCAUGUGAGUAAAAUGAAGCAGGUUAGUCAAUCUGAGAAAACCAAAACCCUUACUGCUUCUUCACGUGUAGAUGUAAAGUCCAGAAUUCCAGUGAAGAAUACACACAGGGAAAACACAGGUUCAGUUAGAAAACCGUGUGCUACACAAAAGCAGGGGCAGCCAGACAGAGGCAAGGCCAAACAGCUUCCAUCCAAGUUGCCAGUAAAGGUAAGAUCCACCUGUGUCACCACCGUCACCACCACCACCACCACCACCACCACAGUUAAAGUUAGGAAAAGUCAGCUUAAGGAAGUAUGUAAACACUCCAUUGAAUAUUUUAAGGGAAUUAGUGGUGAGACCUUAAAGCUUGUGGACCGCCUCUCGGAAGAAGACAAAAAGAUGCAGUCCGAGUUGUCCGAUGAGGAAGACAGUACCUCGAGAAACACGUCGUUGUCCGAGACUUCCCGGGGUGGCCAGCCUUCGGUUACAGCGAAGUCUGCUAGAGAUAAGAAAACAGAGGCAGCACCUUUAAAAUCAAAGAGUGAAAAGGCCGGCAGUGAGAAAUGGAGCAGUAGGAGGACUGGUCCACAGAGUCCAUGUGAACGGACAGAUAUCAGGAUGGCAAUAGUAGCCGACCACCUGGGACUUAGUUGGACAGAACUGGCAAGGGAACUGAAUUUUUCAGUGGAUGAAAUCAAUCAAAUACGUGUGGAAAAUCCAAAUUCUUUAAUUUCUCAAAGCUUCAUGUUAUUAAAAAAAUGGGUUACCAGAGACGGAAAAAAUGCUACAACUGAUGCCUUAACUGCGGUCUUGACAAAAAUUAAUCGAAUAGAUAUAGUGACUCUGCUAGAAGGACCAAUAUUUGAUUAUGGAAAUAUUUCAGGCACCAGAAGUUUUGCAGAUGAGAACAGUGUUUUCCAUGACCCUGUGGAUGGUUGGCAGAAUGAGACAUCAAGUGGAAACCUAGAGUCCCCUGCUCAAGCUCGAAGAAUAACUGGUGGGUUACUAGAUCGACUGGAUGACAGCCCUGACCAGUGUAGAGAUUCCAUUACCUCGUAUCUCAAAGGGGAACCUGGAAAAUUUGAAGCAAACGGAAGCCAUGCAGAAGUCACUCCAGAAGCAAAGACAAAAUCUUACUUUUCAGAAUCCCAAAAUGAUAUAGGGAAACAGAGUACAAAGGAAACUCUGAAACCAAAAAUACAAGGUUCUGGUCGUGUUGAUGAACCAGCAUCAUCACUAGCGGCAUAUCAGAAAGCUCUAGAAGAAACCAGCAAGUUUGUCAUAGAAGAGCCUAAACCCUGUGUGCCUGUCAGUAUGAAAAAGAUGAGUAGGACUACUCCUGCAGAUGGCAAGCCAAGGCUUAACCUCCAUGAAGAAGAGGGAUCCAAUGGGUCUGAGCAAAAGCAGGGAGAAGGUUAUAAGAUGAAGACGAAGAAAGAAAUCCGGCAUGUGGAAAAGAAGAGUCACUCAUAACAGUAAAUGGUCAGUCAAGGUGCCUCCAGGAAGAGGAGACCGAUUUUGAUUGCUACCUUUUACAGAUGAGGAUACUAUGGCUUGGAGAGGUCAUCUGACAUUUCUUCUUUCAAACAGCUGUGACUGGAAGAACUAGGACUUGGCCUCAAGAUUAUUGACACUUCACCUAGUGUCCGAUUCCACUAAGCUGUCUUUCUAAAAUUAGUUAGAAUAAUAAUAAUAAUAGUCAUAUUCUAUAAAAGAUUACUGUAUGCCAGGUACUAGGUAAGAUCAUUACAUACAUUACCUCAUAUAGUCCCCAAAACAAUGCUAUAACGUAAGUACUAUUAUCUCUUUUUUAAUAAACAAGGAAACUGAAGCUUAGAAGAAUUAAAUGAGUUACCCAAGGUCCUAUAGUUAAUGAGCAAAAGGAUAAAAUUUUAACUUAACCAGAGCCUAGCUCUUAACUAUUACUCAUAUUAAUAGUUGAAUAGUACUUGAUGAUAAUCAGAAACCUAAAAGCAAAUUUUGAAUCAAAUGUACGUACAAACGCAAACUGUAGUUAAUUUCUUCAUACAAUACACAGUGAAAGUACUCAGUUUUUUGGUUUAGUUUUUUUAAAUAAAGCAAAACUUCAUAGCCAUAACCUUCAAAAAUACCAUUAGCUGAUUAGUGAGGCUGUGACAACGGAGGUACCCCAGACACACGUUGGAAAAGACUGGAACAGCUGUAUUGUAAACCUCUUUUAGGGAAAUGCUCAGGAUCUCACAGCCACAUGGAAGCCAAGAGCAGCAGCAACAGCACGAGGCUUGCCGGGGGAAACACUUUAUCUGAGGCCAAAAAGUUGACUCAUUUCAUUCACGCCUUCUAAAAAGGACUUGGCCAGCAGUGUGAAGAGGCAAGAGCGACCCCUGCACUGGCCAAAGCCGCGCGCCACUGCAUCCCCGUGUCCAGCGCCUACGUCCCGCCGCCGUCACCACCAUGCCCAAGAGAAAGGCUGAAGGGGAUGCUAAACGAGAUAAAACCAAGGUGAAGGAUGAACCACAGAGAAGACCUGCAAGGUUAUCUGCUAAACCUGCUCCUCCAAAGCCAGAGCCCAAGCCUAAAAAGACCCCUGCAAAGAAGGGAGAGAAAGUACCCAAAAGGAAAAGGGGGAAAGCUGAUGCUGGCAAGGAUGGGAAUAACCCUGCAGAAAACGGAGAUGCCGAAACAGACCAGGCACAGAAAGCUGAGGGUGCUGGAGAGGCCAAGUGAAGUGUGCAUUUUUGACAACUGUGUACUUCUGGUGACUGUACAGUUUGAAAUACUAUUUUUUAAUCAAGUUUUAUAAAAAUGCAGAAUUUUGUUUUACUUUUUUUUCUUUUAAGCUAUGUUGUUAGCAUACAGAACACUUCGUUGUUGUUUUUUGGGGGAAGAGCACAUGUCACUAAUAGAUUGUCUCUGAAGCUGGAUUGACAUGGGAAAGAAACACCUUUCCCGUCUGGUUUUGAGAGACUUCCUCCUGGUUCCCAGGAAGGAGGGGUUCCUUGAUGUUGACACACAGUAGCCACCUUGGCACAAACGCCUUGUGGUGUGGAAAAACUAAAAUUAGUUUUCAUGUCCUCUUCUCCCUCUCCACCUUCAGCAUAGACUUGACUCUCUUAAACCCAGAGACCUGUUGGAACCUGACCCCCCAAAGUUGGUCCAGUACGUCAGGCAAUCUGGACUUCGGAUUGUCACCACUGAGAUGGCGUCCCUCAAAAGAGCAGCGGCUCCUUCUUUAGAUUGUGGAUCUUCAGAUUGAUACUUUCGCCAUUUUCAUUUCCAUUUCCUGAAAGUCAGGGUCGGCUUGUGAAAAGUUGUUAAACAACAUACUAAAUGUGAACUGUCAACCCUCACUCUAAACUUUCCCUGUUCAGAGCAUCACAUGAAGACUUCAUGGGGUUUUAUAGUGGCUUUCUGAUUUUGGUAGUCCAUUGCAAAAGGGAGUUUGAAAGUUGUUGUAUACUGUUAACGAUUGUCUGCCCAUGUCCUGCCUGAAAUACCACGAUUGUUUAUGAAAAGUAUCUUUAAUAAAGCUGGAUACAGUUUGGGAAAAAAAAAAGGACUUGACCUUCCACCUUGUUUAGAGCGAAAAGGCUAGUCAUAAUAUACAGUGGUGAAUAAAACGUCCACGGCCCCUGCCCUUCUGCAUCUCUCAGCAUGCAAGGGGGAAAGAGAUGGAACAUGAAUUGUUUAAGGGCUAAAAAUGCAAACUCCAAGAUCCAAUGGAAGAGUAGCACAGAAACAUAUUUAGACUUGGGGGCUGGGGAAAGUCCCUCGGAAGUCAUGACAUUUAUGCUAAGACCUCGUAGGUGGUGCCAACAAUGUAAAGAAUGGGGAGAAGGAGAAGAGGACUCCAGCAGAGAGUACAAAGUGUGCAAGAGCCCUGAGGCAGGAAAAGGCCUAACACGUUUGAGGAAAUGAAAGAAGAUUAGUGUAACAGAGCCUGAUGAGCUGGUGGGGGUUGAGGCAGGCCCAUGAUGAAGUGAGAAAUGCCUCAUCAUAGGCCAGAAUAUAGGAUUUGUAUUUCAUUCUAAAAAAAAUGUGAAGCCUUUGAAAGAUUUCAAGCAAGAGUCUGACCUGAUGUUUUACUUAUUUUUUUAAGCACACCAGCUAUGUAGAGAAGGAUUGGAGGGAAAACAAGAAUAAACUGAAGGAGGUGAGCUAGGAGGUUAUUGCUGUAGUCCAGCUAAGCCACCAUGGUGGCAGGGCUAGGACCUGGGCAGCAGUUUUAGGAAAGUCAACAGUAUCUGAUGGCUUGGGGUUAGGAUGGAGAAGAAGGGUUGAGUCAAGGAUGAUGCCUUGACUCAAGGUUUCAAGGGUAAGCAGGUGGGCGGUGGAAAAAGAAACAGGAUGGGUUUUAAGAAGAAUAUCAAGCACUCAGGCUUUUGUCGAUACACAAGUCUGGAGCUUUGAGGAAAGGUUGGACUAGGCGUAUAAAAAUGUGAGUGUUAUCACUAAAGAGGUGAAUACUGAAUAUCAGAGAAAGGGAACACCAGAGAAUAGGUGUGAUUACCUAGGGAGAAAGUGAAAGUGAGCAAAGAAGGGGCUCAGGAUCGAGCCCCAAAGAACAACAUUUUGAAGAGGAAUAGAGAGCUGUAAAAGGUUGCCUCUGACCUCUUCCUUCCUAGAGAUCUCCAAGCUGUGCUAGCUCCUCUAAUCUAUAAUCAUAUUCAGCCUCGGCCCUCUAGUAUAUACUUUUAAAUUUUUUUCAUAGCAUAUUCUUUUCUGAAGAUAUUUCUAAUCUUACUUUUAUUCCUUUAUGCAUUAUAAAUGUAGUUCUCUCAUAUUCUGUGUAUAAUAAUUCUAAAUUGGAACCCAGUGCAGGACUGUUUCUGCUGGUUCUUGCUCAUUUUUUCCCCUGUGCCCCUGGUCCUCUAGUAUAUUUGUUUGGUUUUACCCAAAAUAUUUUAAUCCAUGCAGUUUAGUAUCAGUGGAUGAAAGAAACUUUCCUAUAAUGCAGAUUAGCUGAUAAGCUUUUGUAAAUAACUGACCAUGCACAUUUAGAGCCCCUUUACUUCUUAGUUUGUGACACACACUGUGUAGGUGGUCGGGGGAGUCCAGCAUUGAAGACAUUAUCCUAAUAUUACUCAGCCAUUAAAAAAAGAAUGAAAUAAUGCCAUUUGCAGCAACAUGGAUGGACCUAGAGAUGAUCAUAUUAAGUGAAGUAAGCCAGACAAAGAUAAAUAUCAUAUGAUAUCACUUAUAUGUGAACUCUUAAAAAAAAAAAAAAAAAGAUACAAAUGAACUUAUUUCCAAGACAGAGACUCACAGACAUAGAAAACAAGCAUAUGGUUACCAAAGGGAGGAGAGGGGGAGGGACAAAUUAGGAGGCUGGGAUUGAUAUAUACACACUACUGUAUAUAAAAUAGAUAAUCAACAAGGACCUACUGUAUAGAACCUGGAACUAUACUCAAUAUUUUGUAAUAACCUAUAAGGGAAGAGAAUCUGAAGAAGAAUAUAUAUACAUAUAACUAAAUCACUUUGCUGUACACCUGAAUCUAACACAACAUUGUUAAUCAACUCUACUUCAAUUUUUAAAAAUAUAUUAAAAAAAAAAAGACAUUAUCCCCAGCAUCACCACUCACUUGAGGGCAUAUAACUGUACAGUCUAGUCCAAGAGGCAAACAUGAUAGUAAGUUACACAAAUCAAAGCACAGAGCUAUGAUAAAAGAUAUAAAAAUAUCACUAGGAGAAUCCACUGGAAGAUGUAGUAAACACCAAUGGAGGAGAUCUUGCAAAGCUUCUUGAAGUGCAUAUUUGAACUGGCUUUUGAAGAAAGGGUAGGAUUUAAGACUGGGCAGUGUGAUAUGUGCUAUGCUCAGGAGUUUGGCCUUUAUCCCAGAGACAGUAAGGUACCACUGGAAGUGUUGUCGAAGGAGAAUAAUACAGUCAGUUGGGAUUUAGGUAACCCUAGUGGUAGGAGAGGGAGUUAGUGGUGAGGAGAGUUUGAACACGAGGACCCCAGUUAUGAGACAGGAUGAGGGCCUGAUCCUGGGCAGAGACGACAGAAAGGAGAGGGCUGAUGUGAGGGACAUUUCAGAAGUAUAACAACCAGACUAAUUCCAUAGAGGGAGUGAGGGUUGUGAUCCUGUGUGUAACUACUAACAAAAAUAUAGAAGCUAAGAAAAGGAAAACAAAAUUCGGGACUGAAAUAGGUCAAUCUGUAGUGCCUUAAAUAUUUGUCAGUGAUGAGGAAGAGAAAUCUGGGCUAGCAAUCUUAACGUGGUUACAGAAGUGGCCUGAGUGAACGUAAAUCACACGCUUACUAGCUGUGUAAGCUUAGCCAGCUUAUUUCACUUCUGUGCCUUAAUUUCCUCGCCUCUAUUAGGAUAAGAGUAACAUAUCUCACAGAACUGUCGUUAGAAUUAAACAAGUGAAUCCAUGUAAAUCACUUAACAGUGACUGGCAAGCCCAUAGUAAGCCCUCAGUAAAUUCAGCUAUUAUUAGUAGUGCUAAGAGGUGGGGGCAGGAAGAUAAAUCAGGAGCUUGGGAUGAACAUAUACACACCACUGUAUAUAAAACAGGUAAACAACAAGGACCUACUGCAUAGCACAGGGAACUCUACUUAAUAGCUUGUCAUAACCUGCAAUGGAAGAGAAUCUGAAAAAGAAUAUAUAUGUAUAUAUAACUGAAUCACUGUGCUGUACACGUGAAACUGACACAAGAUUGUAAAUCAACUCUACUUCAAUUCUUUAAAAAUGAUGUAGAUUUUUUAAAAAGAGAGAGGUGAGACAAGAGCCGAGACUAGCACCCGAAGAGCCUGGAUUCAGGAGGCCAGUGGACAGAGCAGCAGCCGCCAGGUGUGCUAGAACACAACGGUGGGAGAGGUCGGGACAGCAGCAUCGCUGAAGUCCUCUGCGUGUCACGUCGGUUUAUAAUUCAGAACACUUUCAAUUAUUUCCUAUGACUCGCUUCUCACAGUAGCCCUGGGAAAUCAUUAAAAUAGGUAUUCUCAUUCCUCUUUACUAAGGAGAGAGAGCAAAAUCGCCGAAGCUAUAGUUAAUAAAUGACAUGUUCGGUUUGUGACCUAGGCCUCCUGAUUCUGCUUCCAGGAAGUCAGAACUAUGGUCUGAAUUGCUUCACUCCAGAUUCAGGACCCUGCCCUCCAGAAUCUUUUCCAGAAUCCAUCUGAAGUAGAUAAUGUUUUUAUGUAGUGUUUUUCAUUUUUCUUUCCCUUUAAAAAAAUCCCUAAUUAACCAAAAGCAGGGGUCUAGAGCCAGGUGGCUUGACUUCCAAUUCUGGCUCGCCCAUGUACUAAAUGUGCCACCAGUAUAAUAGCUGUAUGGCUCUAUUUUCUUAUUAGUAAAAUGGAAGAGAUAGUACCUCGCUGUUAUUAGGAUUAAAUGAGUUCCACCUUAGAACAGUGCCUGUUAAUAAUAACAACAUUAUUAGUUGUACUACUAAGUUAACUAUACAACUUUAUUAGGGUUAUAUUUUUCUUCUAUAGCCAACAUGUACAUCAGUACUUCACCAGUAAUUACUUUUCAUUUUUGUAAAACUGGCCCUGUGACCUCAGAUAUUUUUUUAAUCACAAGUCACUAGAAAAGAACAAACAAAAAUUAAGCCCCACUUAUUGGUAUUAGUUGAAGAACAAAUCUACACAAACUGGGAAUUAUUUUUAAAUGGUGCAGUAGUUUAUUAUGAUUACAUAAAGUAGUUAGAAUUAAUGCUUAGGAAAAAAUGUUUUUAGCUCCAUGACUUCCUUAAGAAGAGAGAGAGAAAAGGAGAAGGAAAGGAAAGAGAGAGGUGGGUUAGGAAGAGAACUAGAAUAACAAAUUCUCUGUUCUCAGUGGGCUAUAGGGAAGGCAUAUCAGAAAAGACUUUCCUUAGGGCAUAACACAGCUAAGUCUUUAAAGAUGAGUAAGAGUGAGCCUACAGGGACUUCCCUGGUGGUCCAGUGGCUAAGACUCUGCGCUCCCAAUGCAGGGGGACUGGGUUUGAUCUCUGGUCAGGGAAGUAGAGCCCACAUGCUGCAUGCAACUAAAGAUCCUGCAUGCCGCAACUAAGACCCAGUACAGCCAAAUAAAUAAAUAAAUAUUAAAAAAAAAAAAA